This is a messenger RNA of Scophthalmus maximus (turbot), 2940 nucleotides long. RefSeq names its product carboxyl-terminal PDZ ligand of neuronal nitric oxide synthase protein-like. Gene Ontology annotation, molecular function: nitric-oxide synthase binding. NCBI's taxonomy places the organism in Eukaryota, Metazoa, Chordata, Actinopteri, Pleuronectiformes, Scophthalmidae. The transcript has 10 exons. Bases 121 to 1716 code for a protein of 531 amino acids. The record is from RefSeq and is a predicted model, not a curated record.
GGUGGUGGGUAGGGGGGAGAUGACGGUGGGCGUCACGUCUGCGGGUCUCUAGCGCUGUCGUCAAAACAAGUCGGGAGCAAGUGCACACACACACACACACACACACAUAGCGCUCGAGCGAUGCCAGGGGUAACCAAGUACAAUUUAGUGGAUGACGUGCACGACCUGAGGACCCCCAUGCACAACGAGGAGGUGUUCAACCAUGGGCUCUGCUUCGAGGCGAAGAAGGGACGCCCCCCCUUUGAACUUUCCUCUUACAUUGUGCAGUACAUUGGCAGUUUGGAGGUGGGUCGUCCCGGGAGUCGAAUGGAGAUCGUCGCCGCGAUGAGGAGAAUCAGAUAUGAAUUCAAACUGAAGAACAUUAAGAAAAAGAAGGUCAACAUCGUCGUGUCCACCGAUUAUGUCAAAGUAAUUUUACGCAAAAAGAAGAAGAGAAAAGGGUGUUCAUGGGAUGAGAAUACCUUCCUGGUGACACAGGAUCCCAUCUACAGGAUCUUUUACGUCUCGCAUGAUGCUCACGACUUGAAGAUCUUCAGUUAUAUAGCGAGAGAUGGACAGACCAACAGUUUUCGCUGCAAUGUGUUCAAGUCAAAGAGGAAGUCUCAGGCCAUGAGGAUCGUGCGGACGGUGGGUCAAGCGUUUGAUGUGUGUCACCAGCUGACCCUGCAGCAGAAAAGCGAUGACCAGGAGGAUGAGGAGGGUAAGGACGAGGAGUCGGAGGCCGUGCCAGCAAAGAAGAGGUUUGCACCGUCGGAGGAGACGGACCUCGACGCCACCACAGAGGAGAGCAUCGAGUGCCUCUCUUCGUCGGACCCGGAGAAGAGCAGAAAAGAUGAGGCCCUCGGUAACGAUGUGAAGGCGUCUGAUGACCGGUCUCUUCUGCUGGGUUCUCCCAUCCUUGGAGCCUCAGUGUCGGGUCAGUUGGUGACAGAGGCUCCCUGCUCUGCAGAGCACCAGGUCCUGCUCCUUCAGAGGCAACUGCAGCAGCAGGAGCAGCAGGCGCAGGCAGCUGCAGCACAGGUUCAUGUGCUCCAGGAGCAGCUGUCGGUGGAGGCGUGUGCGCGGACCGACGCCCAAGCCAGAGUGCAGAGGCUGCUGCAGCAGAACACCGACCUGCUGCAACACAUCUCGCUGCUGGUCAAACAGAUCCAGGAGCUGGAGCUCAAAGCCGCGGGCCAGUUAACAUCCAUGGGCUCGCAGGACAGUCUUCUGGAGAUCACUUUUCGCGCCAAGCCCACCCAGCGUGAACCACUCACGUCUUCUUCAUCCGUGGGCCCUUUGGCCCCUCCGGCCCACCUCCACAUCAGUGACAGUGCCUGGGUCUCUGCCCUCCCCAGCCCCUGCUCUCCGGGCACCAUGGGCACCGACACCAGCCCUCUGGGUCUGAGCGGCAGCGGAGUGCGACUGGAGUGUUUCCGCUUCUCCAACCGGGGUCCCGACUGCCAGGAGCAGGGCCAGGACUCGGGGGAGACUCCCAGCAACGAAGGCCCGGAUGACAUCUCACUCCUGGGGGAGCAGGUCCUCGGCGCCCUGGAGCUGCUUCGGUUUAGGGAGUCAGGGAUUGGAUCAGAGUACGAAUCAAACACAGAUGAGAGCGACGAUCGGGACAGUUGGGGACAGGGCGAGGGCGUGGGGGCAGAUGGUGCUGCUCGACUCUUAAACGUGCUGAAUGCAGAGACUCUGUCGGACUGCUUAGGGGAUGAGAUGGCUGUGUAGUGGUGCUCGCUAACCCUAACCCAUCCUAAUUGUACAUUCAGAACCUGAAAGGACUUCAUCACCCAGAAAUCGUGUAUUAUGAUUAAACAGUGUCUCUUUUCAGGUAUAUAUUAUGGCUGGUACCUGCAGAGCGUGCGUAGUCUUCAAUUUGAACUUUAAGUGUUGAUUUGUGUUUUCACGGAGAAAACGUCACACUUGGUGGAACUCAAAAGUCAAUAAUAAGAACAGAAAUGCUGAAAAUAUAAUUGAAAUAUUACAUUUUUUGUCCUAAAAUUCAGAAUGACUCGAUUACGACAUUAAAGAAACCACUGAUAAAAUAUGAAAAAUCUUUAUGACACAUCACCUAUGACUGACUGAAGUUAGUAAGGGCAUGUUCAAUGACGACAUCUCACAUCGGAAUAAUAAUAUAACAAGCAAGUAUUGAUAAUCGUUGUCCACAGAAGCAGCAUUAAAACAUAAAGAUGUUUACCAAAUCCAGCUUACUCUUGUCAAACCUUUAAGGUCUUUAUCUCAUUCAUUUAAAUAAGAGUCUGCAGUCACGACUGAUGUUCAUCAUGUUCACUAUCCUACUUUAGGGAUGUGUGAACAUGCUAACAUUUGCCAAUUAUCACUAAACAAUGUGCAACUGAGGCGGACGUCAUGAGUUUUACAGGUACAAGGUCAUAAACUUAAAAAAUCGACUAAGAGAGAAAUGUAUCAAUCCAGUCAGCGGUUAACUCUGCGUGAGCUGCACACGAGCCUAUACACUGGACAUGACUUGCUGUCAUUUGUUAACAACAAAAAAGCUAUAAAAAAAAAAAAUUUGACACAAUGCAGCUUUUAUCAAAACUGUCAGAUAGUUUAAACACUGUGGUGUUUCUCGCUUUCUGCCUCUUGAUAUGUGUGUUAUAUAUGUGCGUGUGUGUGUGUGUAUCAGUCUGAUGACAGUUGUACCUCACAUACGUAUACGUACAUACGUUUGGCUCGCGGACUCUGUGCCCUUGCCGCUCGCUGGGCUCGUUGCACCGUGUUUGUGUCUGUGUUUAUGAUUUUCUUGACACAUCAGGCAAGGACAAGGUCGUGUGACCCCUGAUUCAAAAAGAAAAGACUCCUUUGCCAAAUCUGUCUUGAAACGCUAACACUUUUUUGUUUGGUGUUGUUGGAGUGUGAAAAAUGAAACCUCGCUUUGCAUUGCUAUGACACUUGUGAAUUUCCACAUGGGUUUAUAAAUGAGCAUGUAUCCGU